UUUGCUCUAUGGAGAGACGGUUUUUAAUCUAGUCCAAAAGCAUUUAAGCAGCAGUGCGAAGCACUUGAAGUACAGCAGAUUCCAGACGGAGAGCAGUGGCUUCAAUCAUUUAACCUUAAGGGAUCAGACACAGUUCUGGGAAUCUGGCUUCAAUUUAAAGGAAUCGGGUGCUCUUCACCCAGAGAACCAAGAAAAAUAUCUAUCAGGUGAGACAGGCAUAACUGAGCCAUGGGCAAUCAAAAUCAAUUGCUAGUAAUCAUCCUUCUCUUUGGUAUGGAAGUUAUGUGUCAGGAUUAUAUUGACAACUACAGCCCUAUAUAUGACUAUGACGUUGAACCAACAAAGCAACCAACUGACGUACCUGUACAAAUUCCUUCCCCAACUACUACUGACUAUGCUGAUCCAUACAUGUAUUACCCAUAUGAGUGUGCCAGGGAAUGUUUUUGCCCACCUUCCUAUCCGUUUGCAAUGUACUGUGACAAUCGGAAUCUGAAAAGCAUUCCCAAUAUUCCUCGUCACAUCCGUCACCUAUAUAUUCAGUUCAAUGAAAUCGAAGCUGUGAACGCAAAAUCCUUCACUAAUGCGACAUCUCUUAGAGAAAUUAACUUGAGCCACAACAAGAUAAAGUCCUCUAUGGUGGACCGUGGUGUUUUUUUCCAAAUAAAACAACUGCUUCAACUUCACUUAGAGUACAAUAAUCUGGAAGACAUUCCAGCCCCUUUACCAAACAGUCUUCACAGACUCUUUCUUGGGUUCAACAAGAUCUCUAAGUUGUCACCAGAUGCCCUUCAAGACCUGACGAACCUAACAAUACUUGAUCUCUGCAACAACAAGCUGAUAGAUGCUGCAGUUAAAGGAAAAAUCCUGAGUCGUAUGAAAAGGCUCAUGCAAAUUAACUUGUGCAACAACAAGCUGAAAUCCAUGCCAUCUGACCUGCCAAGUUCUUUACUGCAACUGUCGUUGGAGAACAACUCCAUCUCUUCUAUCCCUGAAGGGUACUUCAAGAAAACUCCAAAUCUCAUAUCCCUUAGGAUAUCAUACAACAAACUCAAGAAUGUUCCCUACAAAGUAUUCAACAUGUCAAAUCUGAUGGAGCUAAACCUUGGUCACAACCAACUGUCUAAAGCCUUCUUUAUCCCAAGAGUCCUGGAGCACCUAUACCUCAAUCAUAAUGAGUUUGUUGAUCUGAAUGUUUCCGUUUUGUGUCCUACAAUUGAUCUAUUAAGACCCAAUCUGCUUACCUACAUUCGCAUUGAUCAGAACAGGCUGAAAGGCCCAAUAAACUAUUACAUCUACCAGUGCUUCCCACGCAUUCAGAAUAUCUUCUAUGGUGAACAACAGGUCAUUGAAAACUACCUCCCACCUCCAGUAUUCCAACCAGGGCGCCCCCGUUUAAGAGGAAAUAUACCUGCUGAGCCCGAAUCAGUACUAGUUGAAGAGUAUCCAAAAGAAGACUGAAAGAACUGCUAUAUUUAUUCAUAAUGCUAAGAAGUAAAAUUGGUACUCAAAAAUACAGUGGCUUUUAUCUUUGUACUCACAUCACUUAAGAAUUCACCCCUAUCCAGUUCUUUACAGUUUCAGAAGAAGGCUUGUGACUGUCCUUGAAUUCUCCUUUGAUCAAACACAUUGUUUGAUCAGACAUUAUUAACAUAAAUGUAUGACAAGUAAUGCAAAGAAGGAGAACUGAACAAUUUCUAGGUUAUCUACAAAAACUAUCUUGCAUACUAGGCUUGAAUGUGUUGGCUGAAUAGUUAAUGCAUGAGAUAUAUAUUUAGUUCUGAUUAGUUUUAUUUAUGAAUAAUGUAGGCAUGAAUAAUUGACUGGUACACAAGUCAAAAAUUGUCCUCUUCUCUGCAUGUAAGGCUUCUAUCAGUUGAAAAAUGAAAAUGAGUUAACCAGCUGUUCCCUUUUUUAUUUAACCUGGAAAAAUAGAGAUGAUUUUCCAAGUACAAAGAUUCAGGAUUAAUUCUACUCUCAACUGUUUGUUUUUAUACAUACUGUAGAUGAAUACUUGACUUUUUCAUGCUUUGUGGGCCUUAACAAGCCAGUGUACAUAAUAAAACAAUUAAAAAAUCUUG
Messenger RNA from Lepisosteus oculatus (spotted gar), 2078 nucleotides. It is a transcript of the gene omd, whose product is annotated as osteomodulin. NCBI's taxonomy places the organism in Eukaryota, Metazoa, Chordata, Actinopteri, Semionotiformes, Lepisosteidae. The record is from RefSeq and is a predicted model, not a curated record. Gene Ontology annotation, molecular function: protein binding.